AUGGUUUCACAACAGACUAAACAAAAGGUUCAAAAGCUCAUUAAAGAAAAACCAAUCUUUAUCGCUGCAAAGUCCUUUUGCUCAAACAGCGAUCAAGUAAAGAGGACAAUUGAAGAGAUUACCCACACUAGUACAACUGAAGAUGACGAUCAAGUUUACUCGAUCAACUUGGACCUUGUGGAUGAUGGACAAGAGAUUCAGGAUGCAUUGACAGAAUUGACUGGCCAAACUACGGUGCCCAAUGUCUUUAUUGGCGGCGAACAUAUUGGAGGAAACACUGAUGUCCAAAAAUUGAAGGCUCUGGGCGUGUUGGAUUCAAAGAUUAAUGCCGUUUUGUUGUAA
Lodderomyces elongisporus is the source of this 342-nucleotide messenger RNA. It is a transcript of the gene TTR1, whose product is annotated as dithiol glutaredoxin. Bases 1 to 342 code for a protein of 113 amino acids. Lineage: Eukaryota; Fungi; Ascomycota; Pichiomycetes; Serinales; Debaryomycetaceae. Gene Ontology annotation, biological process: cellular response to oxidative stress. The transcript has a single exon. Gene Ontology annotation, molecular function: glutathione disulfide oxidoreductase activity. Gene Ontology annotation, cellular component: nucleus; cytoplasm. The record is from RefSeq and is a predicted model, not a curated record.